Molecule: messenger RNA, 3694 nt
Organism: Pristis pectinata (smalltooth sawfish)
Lineage: Eukaryota; Metazoa; Chordata; Chondrichthyes; Rhinopristiformes; Pristidae
Gene: ccdc13
Product: coiled-coil domain containing 13
Exons: 15
Coding region: 331-2463 (710 amino acids)
Biological process (GO): cytoplasmic microtubule organization; non-motile cilium assembly
Cellular component (GO): centriolar satellite
Source: RefSeq, a predicted model, not a curated record
AGGAGUUGAAAUCUCCCCGCCAGGAGCUACAAGCACAUUUUUGUUAUAAUUUUGCAUUAUUUAUUGUGGUCAUCCUGGAAUUUGAUCUGAGUGAGAAUCCCAGCGACCUGAGGAGGGUAUUGGAGCAGGAGUCGGCGUAGUGGCCGCUCAGCACCCAGCCCGGCGGCGCGUCUCCCCGGCUACCGUUGCUAUGAUACGGCCGGGCCUGCGGACGUCGGCCUAACAUCGGUCCCGAAGGCCGAGCGGGGGACGCCUGGGCGAGGGAGUUAGCGACCGGGGUCCUCGCCGGGGGGGGUGGGGGGCGGAAGGGGGUGCCGGGUUGAGCUGAGGAUGGAGGGGGACGCGGACGAGCAGGUGACCCGGGGCCUGAGGCAGCAGUUCCAGGCCCUGCAGGAGCAGCAGCAGAAGAGGCUGGAGAAGAUGCUGGCCGGCAGGAAGCAGCAGGUCGCCGGCCAGGCCGCGCCGGACCAGCAGGACGACCUGAACCUGCAGCUGGUGGCUGCCCAGCCGGCCAGCACUGACAUCACCACCUGCUUGUUGGAAAAUGAGAAUGAACAGCUGCAGGAACAGAUCCUGGAACUGAGGAACGAGAAUGGCCGGCUCUACAAACUCCUCAGUGAGAGGGAUUUCGAGAUCAAAUACCUGAAGAAAAAAAGGGAGGAAGAUCGACUUGCCCUGGCAGGGACCACUGGCAUGUCAAGUGAUGUAGCUGCAACAAAAAUUGUCGAACAGUCAAAGAGGAACCGUGAGCUGACCGCAGAGAAUGAGAGCCAUAAAUCAAAGAUCAAGCAACUGAGCAACAAACUACAAGAGCUGGAAAAAGAGCUUCAAGCUGCUCUAACAGGCAACCAAACACUCAGCGUCAAUGAAGGGACUGGACAAAACAACAAGUCAUCUCCCAGCAUACAGAAUGAAUCACUGUCUGACAGUCUUGAUGCGAAAGCUCUUCAGGAAAAACUUUCAGCUGCCAACCUGAAACUGGUUGAAUCUCGGAACCAAGUACUGAGCAUUAAACAAGAGCUGAAAAUGGCACACAAGGUUUUGGCUAAUGAAGUGGGUGAUGAAGUGAACAUACAACAUUUGCUGAAUAACAAGGGCUCUUGGCGUGGCCGAGCCCAGCAGAUCCUCACCUUGCAAAAAAAGAUUAGAGAUUUGGAAAGUCAAAUAGGGUUAAAUACCCAUAAGGAGCAAUCAUCUGAACACAGUAUUGAAGAGGAAAUGCUUGGCACUUCGGGGUUCCGCCGUCUUUCAAACCAGGAAAAAAACGUUGCGUACAUUCGGGCAAUGGAGAAAGAAAGAAAGGAGGCUUUGGAAAAAAUGACUGGUGACUUUGAGAAGCUGAAAAAAGAUCAUGAGGAUCUCAAGAGCAAAUUUGAUGGAUCAAAAGCAAGAAACAAGGUUCUGUCCACUGAACUGAAAACUCUAAAGAGUCAAGUGGUAACACUUCUCGAGAAGGGGAAGCACGAUGAUGAACUUGUUGAUGCGUUGCUGAAACAGCAGAAGCAAAUGCAGGAAAUCCUAGUUCGUGUGAAUGAACAGGAAUCAAAAAACAAGCAAAAUGUGAGCCUGCAGCUGAACAGCGAAGCCCAGAAGCAGGACUUCCUGAUUGGAGAGCUGAGACAGAUGGUAACUGAGCGUGAAGCUAAGGUGAAGGAUCUUGAGGAAGAGAUCAGACAGCUACUACUCAAGCAACAGCAGGAGACGAAAGUGUUAGCUGAUCAGACAGUGGUAAAUCCCACUCAACGCCAUCCUUCCUCAGCUCCGCUGGACACAAACAGUGGGCAGGCAAUUCAGGAUCCUCUGACAGCUGACGGUGAACACUCAGGAAGACCAAUUUCUGCUUGCUUGGUAUCCAAAAUGGGUCACACCCUGAUUGAAUCAGCUGCCACACGGCCUUGCUCGGGAAGUGCUGUAGGAAGAACUACCAGCAUGGAUGGGAUUGACGUGAAAGCUCUACAGUUACAGUGCACAGAGUACAAGGCUUUUUACCAGGCCGCAGAAGUAGAAAGGGACAAACUAACAGAGUUAGUUACCAUCCUGCAGAAGAGGUUAAAAGAUAGCAAUAACAAGAUGUUGGAGGCUGAGCAGAAGCUUCAAGAACAGCGACGGUGGUCUGUAACCUUAGAGCAACAACUUGGAAAAGCCAAACUGGACGUGGGAAGGAGUCAUGAUGUCAACAAGCUCACCAAUAAGAACAAAACAAGUCUGUCCGGCACUACCAGCCGUCUAUGUGGCAGUGGUGACCUGUCUCCAGGGAAACCUUCAGCCUUAAGUCUGGAGACACAAAUAGAAGAACUGAAUACACGACUCACCAUACAGCUAGAUGAAAACGAGGCCUUAAAGACAGGCUUGCAGAGCACUUUAAAAGCCAAGGAAGAAGAUCUGAAAUUGUAUCAUGACAUGUUAAGCCAGGUGAAGCAGGUCUUCCUACAAGCUCUUCGACAGCACAAAGAAAAGAAUUAAAUCCACUACUUCAGCUGAAGCAAUAUUCCUUGAUGUUGGUUUGGAGAUAUCUAAAAUAUCUUGCAUCUGGAGAACGAGUAGUCAAAAGAAGAAAGAACAAAGCCAAUUCAGUAACGUCACUGAAAAGCAACAAGUGUAGAUGCUGGAAAUCUGAAAUCGACCUGACUACUGAGUAUCCCUGACAUUUUCUGUUUUUAUUUUAGUAACAUUUAGCUUGAACUUUUGCAGGCUAGACUGGGCUAAUUGGGUGAUUAUAUACAGCUAUUUGGCUUGCUCCUGUCUUUUAUAUCUCAAAUUACUGAGCAGUCAAAAUCAUGCAAGAUGACAAAUGAGGCAUGCCAGUCAAACCAUCUGUGGUUUCCUCCCAUCACAGUUUCCGACUCUCUCCAGAAUGCCUUACAAUGUUUUUAUUUUGCUGUCCAGCCAAAAAGCUUUUACCAAGUGUUAAUUGAUCAUACCAGAGGUAUAAGGAAUGCAGUAAACAAUGGAAAGCACAGACCAGCAUGGGGAGCGGCUGGUACAAUGGCUCAUAAGAACUGUAGCUUUUGAAUUGACACCACAAUUAUUGUUAAUGUUAACUCAAAGCCCCAUUUGUCACCUUGUGUGCAACCACAUGUACAAAUUGUACAUUACUGGUCUACUCUGAAGAAAGUAGACUUUAAAUAGAGAAGUUAAUAUAUAUUUUCUCAUAUUUCCUAAAGCAUAGGAGGCCAUUCGGCCCAUCAACUCUAUGCCAGUUCUCAGAGCAAUCUCUGAUUAAAAAGCCAAAAUGAGAUAGUCAGAGUUAUUGGUAACACCAUUCUUCACAUUUGGAACUUGUUAACAGUCUUUGAUGAGCAUUAAUACCAGUCUCUGUAUGUAGUUCCUACUACAUAGCAGUUGAUAGGGCAAAACUGCUCUGAGUAGGUUGCCGCUAAUUCAAUAGCCUCAUUCCUCACUGCCCGAAGUUGGACUGCGUAAAACAUGGACAUUCCUCCUUGCAUCCAGAUUGAGAUACAUUGCCCAGGAAGCUUUGAUUGGUAUGUGGUCCAUUUUGUACUGAUCCAAAGAUAUAUACGUGGCAGGAGAGAGUCACGUUCCCAGCAUUGCUUCCCUUCAUCUCAGUGAAGCCUUGUACACUCAGAAGGAUUGUAGGUAACUUCUUUCAGGUAAAUGUGCAAAUAUACUAAAGCUCAUUUAGAAAUAAAUGUACCUUCAUACUAUGGAACAGGAAGUUAUCAUGCAACUUGCU